AAGAUUGCGAAUGUUGGAAGCACGGAAGCAAAGCAAAGGCUAAGAAUGGCGGCAACCCAUUCCUCUAUCAUCAAAUCCCACAUCAAGCCUAAAUGACUCCACCCCACCCACUAGAGAGAUACAGAGAGAAUUUUUUUCUCCUUCAGAAAUAAAGAUAAGCCCCCUAUAUGCUUGAAAUUAAAUACAUGGGGCAAAAGAAGGUGGUCUAGCUUGCUUUGGUAUCUUUAAAAAGAAAGCCCCAUAAGCAAGAAAAUUGGAGAAGGUUGAAAUUUGUGUACAAGAAAGGUUCUUGUGGUUUGUUUUAUGGAAAAAGGGGAUUUCCUAAAUUGACAAAAAAAAAUUGUUCUUUGUUUUUCAUUAUGAUGACAACAGAUGGUGGCUUAAACGUUUCAAACAAGGUAGCCAAGGAAAUAAACACCACUAGUAGUAGCAGUAAUGUUGAUUAUGGUGUGAAGCUACAUCAACCUAUUGAUCAUCAUCAAUCAUUUCCUUCUAGUACUCCUAUGAUAGUUCCUCAUGUUAAUCACCACCGUCCACUGUUUGACAAGGGUCCCACAUCAUCAUGUGAUAGAAACAAGUCUUUGAUGAGCAAUAUAAGUGAUCGUAUGUACCGUGUUGUUGCUGGUGGUGCUACCAGUGGCGGUGUAGCUGGGGUUAGGAAUUUUAAGCCUUUUGACAUUUCUGAAACAAGCAUCUAUACAGCAGCUUCUCCCUUCAGAUCCCCAGGAGGCAAUAUGGCAGCGUCUUUGGGGGUUCCUUUUACAAAUACACAGUGGAAAGAGCUUGAAAGACAAGCCAUGAUAUACAACUAUAUAACGGCCUCAGUCCCUGUGCCUCCUCAAUUUCUAAUUUCAACCCCAAGAAUGGGGAAUGGAUUGAAUGUAAGGUUCUCAAAUGGGGCAGAUCUAGAGCCAGGGAGGUGUAGGAGAACAGAUGGGAAGAAAUGGAGGUGCUCAAGAGAUGUGGCACCUGAUCAGAAAUACUGUGAGCGUCAUAUGCAUAGAGGCAGACCCCGUUCAAGAAAGCAUGUGGAACUCAAUGCAAGCAAUAACAACAACAAGAAGAACCGCCAUAAUCCUGCUAUUUGUCCAGAAGCUCAUGUUACCGUAGCCAUUUCUAAACCCACUAUAAACAACAGCAACAGUGGCUCUGCCUCUCACGAUCAGUUUUUUGGGCCUAUGCCUCAGCCACAUAUCCAGACCCCAGUUUUUGUAAACAAAACCAGCGAGAAGACUUCAACUUUUGAUGUUAAUGGAGCCUAUGGUUCCACAUUCAAGGAACCCAGGAGCUUGGACUGGAUGUUGAAAGGGGAAGGUGGUCCAAUAGCCAAAAAUGAUCAACAAUGGCCACAUCUAGUGCACAAAGAAAUUGAACUAGCUCCUGAAGGUUCCUUUAACUGUGCUUCUGUUCUCAAACAGCAUUACCAAGGAGAGUCUUUGAAUUUGAACUCAUUUGGAAAUUUUAAUUCUAGAGAAGACCAACAAAGCAAUCAAUAUAGUCUGUUUCUUGAUGAGGCUCCAAGGAGUUUUACUGAUGCAUGGUCUAAUGAUGCAAUUUCUAGAAGCACAAGUUCUGUUUCGUCAGAUGGGAAGCUCCAUCUUUCCCCCCUCAGUCUAUCAAUGGGAAGCAAUAGGUCUGCAGAUGAUGAAAUGGGUCAGAUCCAAAUGGGUUUGGGCCUGAUCAAAUCAGAUCGAAAUCAAGAAUGUGGCAACACCAGCAGCACCCCAGGUGGCCCCUUGGCAGAGGUGUUACAACUGAGGACAAGCAACACCACAGGAACCAAUCAAUCUUCUUCUAUGAUGGAAAAUGGUGAGUCUAUUAGUCCUCCAGCUACUACAGUCUCUUCUCCAUCUGGGGUCUUGCAGAAAACACUUGCCUCGUUUUCUGAUAGCAGUGGUAAUAGCAGUCCAACUCUUGCCAGUUCAAGGACCAAACCUGAAAUUGCCAUGCUUUGGUUAAAUCAAGGCUAAGUUUGCCACUUUCUAGUUAGUUAAGGGCACAACGCCACAGGGGCAAUAUAUAUUUUUAUAAGCUUGAUAUAUUUUUAUGGUUUUGGUGGUUCUUGAAUUAGUUGGUUAUUUUGUGACCUCUUGAAGUAUGUCUUUUGAACGACUAAAUGGAGUUUUGUUUAGAUUAUGUGUGGUGCUGUAGGAAGAAGCAUGUAGAGUUGAUGAUGUUUUGUCCUUUUGCUCUUGGAAAUGAAGGUGGGCUCUUCUUCUGUUAUUAGUGAGGGAGACUUGCCAAGCUCUCUUUAUCGGAAAA
Messenger RNA from Populus euphratica (Euphrates poplar), 2262 nucleotides. RefSeq names its product growth-regulating factor 1-like. Lineage: Eukaryota; Viridiplantae; Streptophyta; Magnoliopsida; Malpighiales; Salicaceae. The transcript has 4 exons. The record is from RefSeq and is a predicted model, not a curated record. Gene Ontology annotation, biological process: developmental process; regulation of DNA-templated transcription; DNA-templated transcription. Gene Ontology annotation, molecular function: ATP binding. Bases 360 to 1970 code for a protein of 536 amino acids. Gene Ontology annotation, cellular component: nucleus.